Molecule: messenger RNA, 1611 nt
Organism: Cucurbitaria berberidis CBS 394.84
Lineage: Eukaryota; Fungi; Ascomycota; Dothideomycetes; Pleosporales; Cucurbitariaceae
Product: UBC-like protein
Exons: 4
Coding region: 474-1385 (303 amino acids)
Source: RefSeq, a predicted model, not a curated record
GGCGCUACCUAUGCUACUGCAAGAUAGAUACAUGGACAGCCAACGGCACCAAACGGACCGAAGUCCAACACAGGGAGGAUGCCAUCGAUUAUCGUGGUGGCACAGCAAAACUCUUACCACCACUGGCACAGUUUGCCCAUGGCCGAGUGAGCAGCCCAGCCAGUCGCACCCAUCCACGUCGGCCGGUAGACUCAGCGCCGUCAUGGCAUGGCCCUUGUGAUGUGCGCUCAUCUCCAUGACAGCUUUGUGAGAAUCAAGUUGGAGGGGUUGCGCUCGACAAGUCAGAAAUCCAUGCAUCAUCAUCAUCAUCCAUAAGGUACUGCGGUGUGGUGGACUGAUAUCCAUAAUACCGCCAGUGGCAUCGACGGGCUAACCCGCUUUGGUCCCUAGCGUCAAACGCGCAUCCAUCAUCGGCUUCGAUACCCCGUCUUGCCGUUCCCGAGAACCACAUCCUCUUCCUAACCGUCCACAAGAUGCCGCUGCCCGUCUCUUCGUCGGCUCUCCCGUCUUUUCGGAAGCAACAUCUUCUUGUUGAGUUCUCCAGCCUGCGCUAUGCACAGCUCGACGGCGUCUUCGUGACCAUCACGCCAGGCGACCCGUCUCUAUGGGUCGGCGUUAUAUUCGUUCGAAAAGGUCCCUAUGCGCCGGCAGUCCUGCGCUUCCAAAUCUCCUUCCCGCCCACCUAUCCUACUCUGCCACCCCUGGUGACCUUUUCUACCGAUGUUUUCCACCCCCUGCUCACGCCACUGACAACGUAUACUUACACGACUGGUUCUUCGGAUACCGACACGGUCAGUGCUACGGAUGAGGAGAGACUACCACCGGGGGGCUUCAGUCUCCGUCACGGCUUCCCGCACUGGUUUGGCCGAGCCCGAAGAUCUGCACCCAGUUCUCGCGACGUCAGUGGAUCAGAGUCCAGCAAUGCUACUUUUGGGAGUGCUAGUGCCCCUCUAGCUACCACAAAAAUCUCCAUCGUGAGCAUCUUAGAGUACAUUCGUGCAACCUUCAAUGAAGAAUCCGUUCUAGACUCUCUUCCCCUCGAGGCUGCGGCAAACCCGGGGGCUUAUCAUGCGUGGAGGACGUACCGACGCCCUGUCUUGCAAGCUCAGCAGUCUUCUGCCUCGACGUCGCCAAGCCUCGAACCAACAGAGAAAAUGGCGGAACCUUCAGCACUGGGAAGGAAUCGCCAGCCAGGAGCGUGGAACUGGGAGGGCGUGUGGGAGGAGCGCGUUGGGAAAGCAGUCAAAGCCAGUCUUUCUGAACCUGUGCUGUUCGGUACUGGCGCUGGGGAAGAUAUAAUUCGCUUCCGUGAGGGUGACCAGGACACCAUGGAGAAGAUGAGAGAGCAGCUGCAGAUGGCCGCUUCCAGAACUGCGGAGGCAUAAAAUCUAUCAUUCUCCGGGAGAGUGAAAAGAGCUGGUCUGCCAUCAAGUCGGAAACAUUGAGUAGCAACUGGUUGAGCGCAGGCAAUGCAUCAACACUAGAAUAUGAUACCCCAAUAUAAGUAUGACCAAAACGACUCGAAACACUGACCGGGCACGACAUGUGCUCGCAUCUUCAUGCAGUUGCUACAUGGUGCUAAGAUGCGUGUUCUGACCGUCCCGCACACCA